GUAUGGGUAGGUGUGGUUUCGGUGUCCGCGCGCUGAGCAUGAGAGGGGAGCAAAAUGUAUGGGCGCUGUCCAGCGGGGGAUGCCGUCAGUGUCCGUUGUCGGGAUCUCGGAGGCGUCCGCUUCUCGGAGUCUAAAUAUCGAGAGCUGGCGGAGGAGAGAGAGAGGGUGUUGGCGGACGUGAAGGAGACGGAGCAGCUGAAGGAGGAACUCGCGGCUCUGAAACGACACCUGAAACUUGUCGAGGCAAGAGGCAGCCCAAACCUCUCUCGAGCCACCAAGCGUUACUCGUGGCAACCGUCUAUGGAGCUGGAGUAGACCUCUCCUCCCUCACCCCUCCCUCCUCCUCCACCCCUCACCAUCACAUCCCCACCUCCUCCUCACGCUCCGGAAUCGCAGAACUGAGAAGAAAUAAACUGGAUAAGGUUGUUGAAGAAGAUGAAGUGUCUGGAGUGACUCUAACUGUGUCAGGGGAAGGAGGAGGAGGAGGGAGAGGGAGAUGGAUGAGAGAUAUGGAUCUCGGUGACCUGGCGGACGAGGAGGGAGUGGCAAGACUCUUGAAGGAUCUUGAGGGAACUGUCAAAGAAUGGAAUCAAGAGGAGAGAGUGAGGGAGGGAGAGACGAGGGAAGAAACCAAGUUCCUGAGUUUGAUUCCAAGAUCCCCAGACCAGCCGAAGGCUCAUUCUUCAAUCCCGGUCUCGAGUCCAUGCCGCGGUCAUCUCCCCCGACUAGUAGACGUGGCCGUAAGCUCAAGGCAGAGACGAUGCCGGGAGCCAUGUACCGUGUGUCGCAACCUGCAUCCCCUCCCCCUCCUCCCUCCCUUUUUCCUCCUCCCUCCCUCCUCCCUCCCUCCUCCCUCCCCCCACCUCCUCUUCCCCCGUCCCUCCGCGGGGCUCCAGUGGAGCCGCAUCUCCUAGCAACAGUAGCAGCAGUGGGGAUUCCGCCAACCAGUCUACAAGGUAUUUACACAUCAUUCAAGUCAGUUGAACCUCUCUCUAAGGACACUCCUCAAACGAGGACUCAUCUCUACCAAGGACACCGUUCAGUUUUCCAAGAUCAGUUCUUGCAUCACAUCGUGUCAGUGAUCCCCAGAUGAGAGACAGUGUUGAUUUCGGUGAGCUACUGGAGAAUCAGGAGGACAGAGAAGAAGACAGACAGAGAAAGAGUGAUUUGCUGACGACCGUCCUACAGAGGGGACUUCAUUUCAGUCACUGGGAUACAAUGACUCUAGUGGCGUGGCUGGAGGUGUGGGUGGGUGUUCACUGUACAUCAUGGCCAUCAGGAACUGCAUAGCCAAUGGAGCCAUGUUGAAUAGUCUGACGGAGGCGGAAUUGGAACAGGAGUUUGGAAUCGGCCUGCCUCAGUAUAUACAAGGUAUACAUACAUACACUGUACAUAUAUACACAGUGUGUGUAUAUGUGUGAUUCAAGUUGUUUAUAUACAGUUAAACCUUCUAUAAUGCAGACACCAAUGGGACAGAAGAAAGUGUCCAUAUUAGUGAGGUGUCCUUAUUUCAGGGGUUAAAUUGCACGCAAGAACUGUUCUCGGGGAAAGAAAAGCCUUCUUUUCUCAUUUUAUCUUUUGUAGCUUCUACUUUGUCUAUAUAUCUCUCUC
Molecule: messenger RNA, 1611 nt
Organism: Geodia barretti
Lineage: Eukaryota; Metazoa; Porifera; Demospongiae; Tetractinellida; Geodiidae
Source: the annotation of a GenBank genome assembly